This is a messenger RNA of Urocitellus parryii (Arctic ground squirrel), 2766 nucleotides long. It is a transcript of the gene Esrp1, whose product is annotated as epithelial splicing regulatory protein 1. Lineage: Eukaryota; Metazoa; Chordata; Mammalia; Rodentia; Sciuridae. The record is from RefSeq and is a predicted model, not a curated record. Gene Ontology annotation, molecular function: RNA binding.
GCACCGGCCAGGUGUGGGCUUGGGUGGUUGGUUACCGCCUUUUGCACUGGCGGCAGCGAGGAGGGGGGGUGGGUGCUCUUUCUUUUUCUCUUAGAAGAAGGUUUUAGCACAGGUUUUCUCGUUCUCACUUCCACCCCGCCUCACCGCCUCCCGACCCCCCUUCUUCCCCUCCCCACCUAUCGUCAUGACGGCGUCUCCGGAUUACUUGGUGGUACUUUUUGGGAUCACUGCUGGGGCCACCGGGGCCAAGCUGGGCUCGGAUGAGAAGGAGCUGAUCCUGCUGUUAUGGAAAGUCGUGGAUCUGGCCAACAAGAAGGUGGGACAGUUGCACGAAGUGCUAGUUAGACCGGAUCAGUUGGAACUGACCGAGGAGUGCAAAGAAGAAACUAAAAUAGACGCCGAAAGCUUAUCCUCCGCGCCUCAGCUGGACCAAGCCCUCCGACAGUUUAACCAAUCAGUGAGCAAUGAACUCAAUAUCGGGGUAGGGACUUCCUUCUGUCUCUGUACUGAUGGGCAGCUUCAUGUCAGGCAAAUUCUGCAUCCUGAGGCUUCCAAGAAGAAUGUAUUACUACCUGAAUGCUUCUAUUCCUUUUUUGAUCUUCGAAAAGAAUUUAAGAAAUGUUGCCCUGGUUCACCUGAUAUUGACAAACUGGAUGUUGCAGCAAUGGCAGAGUGUUUAAACUUUGAGAAGAAUAGUUCAGUCUCCCGUUAUGGAGCCUCUCAAGUUGAAGAUAUGGGGAAUAUAAUUUUAGCAAUGAUUUCAGAGCCUUAUAAUCACAGGUUUUCAGAUCCAGAGAGAGUCAACUACAAAUUUGAAAGUGGCACUUGCAGCAAGAUGGAACUUAUUGAUGAUAACACUGUAGUCAGGGCACGAGGUUUACCGUGGCAGUCUUCGGAUCAAGAUAUUGCAAGAUUCUUCAAAGGACUCAAUAUUGCCAAGGGAGGUGCAGCACUUUGUCUGAAUGCUCAGGGUCGAAGGAAUGGAGAAGCUCUGGUUAGGUUUGUAAGUGAGGAGCACAGAGAUCUAGCACUGCAGAGGCACAAACAUCACAUGGGGACCCGGUACAUUGAGGUUUACAAAGCAACAGGUGAAGAUUUUCUUAAAAUUGCUGGUGGUACAUCCAAUGAGGUAGCUCAGUUUCUUUCCAAGGAAAAUCAAGUCAUUGUCCGCAUGCGGGGGCUCCCUUUCACAGCCACAGCUGAAGAAGUGGUGACCUUCUUUGGACAGCAUUGCCCCAUCACUGGAGGGAAGGAAGGCAUCCUCUUUGUUACCUACCCAGAUGGCAGGCCAACAGGGGAUGCUUUUGUCCUCUUUGCUUGUGAGGAAUAUGCACAGAAUGCGUUGAGGAAGCAUAAGGACUUGUUGGGUAAAAGAUACAUUGAACUCUUCAGGAGCACAGCAGCCGAAGUGCAGCAGGUGCUGAAUCGGUUCUCCUCGGCCCCCCUCAUUCCACUUCCAACCCCUCCCAUUAUUCCAGUACUACCUCAGCAAUUUGUGCCCGCGACAAAUGUUAGAGACUGUGUACGUCUUCGAGGUCUUCCCUAUGUGGCCACAAUAGAGGACAUCUUGGACUUCCUGGGGGAGUUCUCCACAGAUAUUCGUACACAUGGGGUUCACAUGGUAUUGAAUCACCAGGGCCGCCCAUCAGGAGACGCCUUUAUCCAGAUGAAGUCUGCAGACAGAGCAUUUAUGGCUGCGCAGAAGUGUCAUAAAAAAACCAUGAAGGACAGAUAUGUUGAAGUCUUUCAGUGUUCAGCUGAGGAGAUGAACUUUGUGUUAAUGGGGGGCACUUUAAAUCGAAAUGGCUUAUCCCCGCCGCCAUGUAAGUUACCAUGUUUGUCUCCUCCUUCCUACACAUUCCCAGCUCCUGCAGCAGUUAUUCCCACCGAAGCUGCCAUUUAUCAGCCCUCUGUGCUUUUGAAUCCUCGAGCCCUGCAACCCUCCACAGCAUACUACCCAGCGGGCACGCAGCUCUUCAUGAACUACACGGCCUACUAUCCCAGCCCCCCAGGUUCGCCUAAUAGUCUUGGCUACUUCCCUACAGCCGCUAAUCUUAGCGGUGUCCCUCCACAGCCUGGCACGGUGGUCAGAAUGCAGGGCCUGGCCUACAAUACUGGAGUUAAGGAAAUUCUUAACUUCUUCCAAGGUUAUCAGUAUGCAACCGAGGAUGGACUUGUACACACAAAUGACCAGGCCAGGACUCUACCCAAAGAAUGGGUUUGUAUUUAAGGGUCCCAGCAGUUAGACCAUCCUCAGAAAAGAAGUGUUUGAAAGAUGUAUGGUGAUCCUGAAACCAUCAGACACAAGAAAACUUCUAGCAACUUCAGGGGAAGUUUAUCUACACUCAGGCUGCAGUAUUUUCAGCAUACAUGAUUGGACAGUGGAGCUGUGCCUUAUCUUUUGGUGGAGUGAAAAAUUUGAGCCAGUGAAGCCAAAUCUUUACAGCGAAGCAGCUCCUUGCUGAGUGCAAAUAAGCAUUUAAAAUGUGAAUUUGAAAUCAAACGUCUCUUAUUACUUUCAGCUAAAGUGGCAGGACAGGUGUUUCCUAAGUUUAAGUCUUGGAUUAAAAAAUAUUCCACUGGUUAUCUACCAUCUCCACCAUGAACCUGUUAUGGAAGCUUCAUUUCUGUAUAUCCCCCCUCCCUUUUUUUUUGCCAUCUCCCUGUCCUCUGCACAAUCAUGCCUUCUUGGCUAAGUAAUUCAAGCCCAUGGCCUUGGACACGUAAAUCACAAACUUAAGGAAUAAAAUAAAACUAAUAUUUUCC